Molecule: messenger RNA, 1284 nt
Organism: Fimicolochytrium jonesii
Lineage: Eukaryota; Fungi; Chytridiomycota; Chytridiomycetes; Spizellomycetales; Powellomycetaceae
Product: calponin domain-containing protein
Exons: 4
Coding region: 56-898 (280 amino acids)
Biological process (GO): spindle assembly; regulation of microtubule polymerization or depolymerization; protein localization to microtubule plus-end
Cellular component (GO): spindle midzone; microtubule organizing center; cytoplasmic microtubule
Molecular function (GO): microtubule plus-end binding
Source: RefSeq, a predicted model, not a curated record
CCCUCGCAUCCCCGAAAACAGACAACCCCAUACACAAAAGACAACAUACACAACAAUGGGGGAAUCACGAACGGAACUCCUCGCUUGGCUCAACGACCUGCUCCAGCUCGGAUACACCAAGAUCGAACAGUGCGGAACAGGCGCCGCUCACUGCCAGAUCAUCGACUCUAUUUACCGUGACCUACCCGUAUCCAAAGUAAAAUUCAACGCCAAGCACGAAUACGAGUACGUCGCAAACUUCAAGAUCCUGCAAAACGCGUUCGAUAAGCAUAAGAUCGACAAUGCCAUUCCCGUCGAGAGGCUCAUCAAGUGCAAGUUCCAGGACAACUUGGAGUUCCUGCAAUGGGUGAAGAAGUUCUGGGACAACUACUAUCCUGGCGGCACCUACGACGCCGUAGCCCGUCGCGGGGGUGCCGGCGCAGGCGCCGGUGCGGCGGGAGGAGGAUUCAAAACUACCACCUCCAAUAACAAACUCGGGACACCCCUCAAGAAGGCACCAUCGGCAACCGCCGUCCGCGCGUCCCGAGCCGGUGGCGGCAGCACGACCAACGCAGGAGGCCUGAGCCGCGCGGCCGCCGCGUCGUCGGACCGCACGGCCGAACUAGAAGCCGAGUACCAGAAGGCACUGCAGGAUAUGCAGCAGCAGGUCAUGGAGGCGAAGCUGACGGUGGAGCAAGUGGAGAAGGAGCGCGAAUUUUAUUUUUCCAAGUUGAGAGAGAUUGAGAUUUACGUGCAGGAGCAGCUGGCGGCUGGGCUCGAUGGCGGUGCACAUGACCAUGUCUUGCAACAUAUCUCGGAUGUCAUGUACAAGACGGAAGACGGCUUCGAAAUCCCUCAAGGCGGAGAAGGCGCGCAAGCAGAGAGUGCAAUCGCUGGCGGUGAGGAAGAAACAUUUUAAGAAACGUCCGGCCCCACAAGUGGGGAUACACGCACGCAAAAAAAGCGUAAUUACGAACAACCAAUCAUAACUCUGCGGUGCCCGUAGGCUUGGUGGGAUGAAGAGAACGAAAAAUCGAUUAUACUGGAUUGUGGAAGGAUGUGACAUGCAAACCCAGCUCUUGUGAAACCCGUGCAAUUCAUUUCACAACUACUUAGUAUGGUAUAUUUGAGGGAGAUGGGAUGGACCUUGCUGAAUUUGGUGUUUUUCGAGCCGUGACGGAGAGUGUUUGUAUCCAAGGGCGUCGGGAAAAGAGACGUGAACUGGCCUUGAUGUAAUUAUAUGGUUGACCAUGAGAUUAUCAGCGUCGUUGCAUCCGAGCAGGAUUUCAAUGUAAACUCGUGUGU